Schistocerca gregaria is the source of this 10264-nucleotide messenger RNA. RefSeq names its product trehalase-like. Bases 11 to 1960 code for a protein of 649 amino acids. The transcript is spliced from 6 exons. The record is from RefSeq and is a predicted model, not a curated record. Gene Ontology annotation, biological process: trehalose catabolic process. Lineage: Eukaryota; Metazoa; Arthropoda; Insecta; Orthoptera; Acrididae. Gene Ontology annotation, molecular function: alpha,alpha-trehalase activity.
AGUUGAGAAGAUGCGUGCCUACCGAGAGGUCGUGGUUAUGUUGCCGCUGGUGCUGCUGCUCCUGCUGCUGCCCCUGCCGCAACCGUCCGUGUCUGCCGAGAAGCCGCCACCAUGCAACAGCAACAUCUAUUGCUAUGGAGAUCUCCUGCACACGGUACAAAUGGCCUCCAUACAUGACGAUUCCAAAACAUUUGUAGACAUGAAGAUGAAAUUCUCUCCAAAUGAAACACUGGAACGUUUUGAGAAAUUCAUGAACAGAACAAACAGAAUGCCAAAUAAACUUCAAGUCGAACUGUUUGUGAAUGAUACGUUCGACCCUCCUGGCAGCGAGUUUGAGCCAUGGGAUCCAGUGGACUGGGUAGAAAAUCCAGCUUUCCUGGACAGAAUCGAUGACCCAUUGUACCGAGAAUGGGCAUCAGAGCUGAACCAUUUCUGGAAAAACCUUGGCAGGAAGAUUAAGGAUGACGUCAGGGAACAUCCGGAACAGUACUCAAUUAUUUACGUUCCGAAUCCAGUGAUCGUCCCCGGAGGUCGAUUUCGUGAGUUUUACUACUGGGACUCCUACUGGAUCGUAAGAGGUCUCCUGUACAGUGAAAUGUACGCCACCGUUAAAGGAAUGCUGAAAAAUUUUCUGGAAAUUGUCAACACCUAUGGUUUAAUACCAAAUGGUGGGAGGAUUUACUACGUAAUGCGCUCACAUCCUCCAUUGCUCAUACCUAUGUUCAAAAGCUACUAUGAAUUCACAAAGGACAUUGACUUCUUGAACGAGAGUAUGUCAACACUGGAGAGAGAAUUUGACUACUGGAUGAAUAAUCGUACUGUGACCGUCGAGAAAGAUGGAGUGAAGUACACCUUGGCGAGAUACAGCGACGAUUCAAGCGGGCCUCGUCCAGAAUCAUACAGUGAGGAUGCCCAUAACGCAAGGAUCUAUAAGACAGUAAAAGAGAAAAAUGAGUUUUAUUCUGAACUCAAAGCUGCUGCAGAAUCUGGAUGGGACUUUUCUACAAGGUGGUUUAUGCUAAAUGGUACAAAUAAAGGGAACCUGACACUGCUAAAAACACGGCAGAUCAUUCCAGUUGAUCUAAAUGCCUUUAUUUACUCGAAUGCAAAAAUUUUGGAGGACUUCUGGCGAAUGCUUGGCAAUCCAACCAAAGCUGAAUACUACAGAGAUAUAGCAGAAAAAUGGAAAGAGGCUGUAACUGCUGUCCUGUGGCAUGAUGAAGUUGGUGCCUGGCUUGAUUAUGAUAUGUUAAAUGAUAUUAAACGGGAUUAUUUUUAUCCAAGCAAUAUUUCACCAUUAUGGACAGGCUGCUAUGAUAAAAAUGAUCAUACAAAAAUUGGAAAAAUCCUGAAAUAUUUAGAGAAGAGCCAGGUAAUGAGUAGUCGAGGAGGUAUACCAACCUCACUUGAACAUUCAGGUGAACAGUGGGACUAUCCCAACGCAUGGCCUCCAUUGCAGUACAUAAUGAUCUAUGGCCUUGAUCAGACUGAUGAUGAAUGGGCUCAAAGUCUGGCACUUGAAAUAGCAGACAUGUGGGUCAGAUCAAACUUCAUUGCUUUCAAUAGCACGAAAUGUAUGUAUGAAAAGUAUGAUGCCACCCUCAUUGGCGUUGGGGGUGGAGGUGGCGAGUAUCGCGUGCAGCUUGGUUUUGGCUGGACAAAUGGUGUUAUCUUGGAGCUGCUGAAUAAAUAUGGCCAUCAACUGCAUGUUGUUGACAAAUUUAAAGUAAAAGCUGAACAGAGCAUAGCAUCUGGUGUGCAAGCUAGUGGAGGCCAAGUGUUAACAGCAGUGCUUGUUCUUCUCGGCACAUUGGCUAUCGGCAGCAUUGGGUUGCUGAUGUAUAAGAGAUGGGCUCAAACUACCACAUCACCAACUGCAGCCAGAACUCAGAGAAAGCGUGGAAUCUUCCCAAAGCUUUGUGGAGGUUAUACAGAAUUAAAGGAUCUCAACUUUGACUAAGUUUUAGCAUAGUUAGGUAUAUGGUUGAUUUCCAGAGUUCACUAUGGAAUCUUGAGAGUGUAUUUGAAUCAAUGAAGAAAGUUGAUAAAAUUGUAAUAAAUCAGUGAGAAUGCAUUAAGAACAAUCAGUAUGAAAGCAUUUACAUUUAAAUAUGUUUAUGCUAUGUACAAGAAGAAAAGAAACUAGUUGUGUGAUGUUCCUAUACGUCUUAUCUGAAAACUUGCCACUAAAAUAAACUGGCUCAGUCAUUCUUAUUUUUACAAUGAAUCAGUUGCUCAAUAUUUAUGUCAGACUGAAUUGCCAGGACUAUUUCUUAAUGUGAAUGUGACAUUCUUGAGUUAGAUAUAUUUGUUCAUGUUGAACAAAGGAAUGAUUGUAGUGUUCUGGCAAAACUGUCUGAGAAGUGAGUGCCAGGAUAUGAUUACUUAGACUGUAUGAUCUAUUUGCUAACUUCGUGCCAUAAAAUAUGUCUUUGCUAAUUCGUGAUAAAUCAGUGACAAUAUUUCCAUGUACAAGUCAGUAGGAUUUUGUACCUCUACUUAUGGGACAGUUACAAUGUAAUAAAUUUAUUGGUGUUUUGUAUAAACAUUUGUGAAGCAGUACAUGUAUGAUUCAAAAUUAUUUUAAUCACAAUAUAUUAAUGGUGAUAUAGUGUCUUCUAUGUAGAAAUCCCACAGUAUCCAUGUUAACACCGUGUAUCUCUGACUUACUCAUUUGAUGUAAAAAUGUUAAAUAUUGAAACAGAGAUGAGCACAAUAAAAAAAACUUCACAAACAUAACUCAUGCUGCCCUGCCAAGACAGAUUUGUCAAUUAGUCAACUUACUGGCUAGUAACACUUGCCCCAGAGGGAUUUGUUAUGAAAUUUCAAACUUUUUGUCAUUCACCAGUAAACUAACAUGAACUACCACAUCCCCCAGCCCAUUUCCUCCUCAACCAUUACUGUCUCCUGUCCUGGGUACACUCUUGCAAAAUUACAAGCCGAACUGCUACUGCCUUGUCAAGACAGAUUCAUCAAUUUAUUGUCUAGUAAUACUUGUAUCCAGAGGGAUUUGUUAUGAAAUCUCAAUAUUUUUGUCAUUCACUGUGAGAUAAUAUGAGUCCCCCCCCCCCCCCCCCUUUCUCCUUCCUCAAACACUACUAACUCUGAUGCUGGGUACAGUCUUGCAUAGUGUGCAUAUUUAUAUAGAACAAUUAUUACUGAAACAAGAGGUUGUGAUCUGUAUUCUUACCCAAAAUCACAAGGUAACCAAUCUGCAGCAGUUACUAUGGAAAUGCUGCAGUUAAUUAUUUAGAUUGGUUAUAUAUUACAUCUACAAUCAAAAAAUAUGAUUCUGAAGGAGGAAGGUAGAAUGUUCAAUUUAUUCAUACAUUCAUUGUAUGAAAAUUGAGCAGACUUUUCUAUUUUUAGUGCACACAUUUUUAUACCAGUUUGAUUAUCUUAAACAUUAAUGUACUAAUAACUGCUGUCUGCUCACUGUGAUAUUUAAGAGAAGUGCACCAAAACUGAGAAGUUUAAUCUCAUAUGAUGAGAUAUUUUAAAGAACACCAUACAUAUAAAUAGGAAAUUCUGACUCCAAUUUCUGUAUUUAUAAAUUUGUAUCACUAUGCAAGAAUAUUAUCACCUUAUUGACAAGCACUGUAUUUUGGAUGACCUCACCCCCCCCCUCCUGCCCCCCCCCCCCCUCAGCACCACAUCUCAUGUGUUUUUGUGUUAAUGGAUGUACUAUAUUGUAUAAAUGUAAUGUAACUCUGAUGAUCAUCUGAAAAUGGUUAUUUUUUGAUGUAGCAUGCAUUUGGUGAUUUGUAUGAUUGUAUAAGUCACAGGUUACCAUUUAUGUUAUAGUAUGACAGUUCUCACAUAGUAGCUCUCACUGACUAAAAUGAAACAAUAAAUCAUCCCAGUAGCAAAAUUAAGGCAUUCCUCGCACUGUCAUGGUUGUUUGGCAGGUGGUGGUGCCACAGUGCCACAAGAGUGGUGGCAGAGCAGUGUCACCAUUUGUGCACAUCAUAGUGAAAGAGGCAGUGCAGUCAGUCACAAUCACAUGUUGUCAACAAAGAUCAGGCUCUUCUGUUACACUAGUCAACAGCAUUUUUGCCAGAAGCAAUAUGAAUGAAUUUUUUAAAAACAUUUGUGGGUCUCGUAUUUGAAAAUGACAUUAAUUUCAGCUUAUCAGGCUCAGUUUUUCGUAUCUCAAUAACCUCUAUCCACCAAAAUACUCAGAAAAAGUCCCUGCUUAUUCUGUGGGGCUUACUUUAAUUGUUCUUCACAGGUAACUGAUGAAAAAUAAAUAUUAUGUGCCAGGGACUCUCACACAUGACACUUUGUUCAGAAAUCCAUCUCCAGAAAAUAUGGAGGUUUAGCAACAUUGCUGAGUUGUCAUACUCAAAUGGCUUGUACCUUUGUAUGUAGUACAAAUUCUUUUUCUAUAAAUGCGGAGUGUAGGCUCUUAAAUGAAAACUUAAUCCUACCUCCACUUAUGCUGUUUCACAUGCUACACUAUUGAUUUAGUAGUUAAAAGGAUCACAUCACACAGUCUUCACUGUUUCCAUGAUAUGAAGAACCAUUGGAUCACACAGAAGAUUAUUAUUCUGAACUCACGAAAAUAAUUACAGUCACCUCAGAAACAAAAACAAAAUUGCAAUACCCCAGUUUUCCACUCACCUGUCAGUGCCAGUGGUCAUUGAAAACAUGAUAGUGAGAGAAGAUGAAUACAGUGAUGAACACACAGAAACUAAAAAAGGAUAUAUGAAUCCUCGCCCAGUAUUGAAAAACCUUUGUUAUCCACAGAGACAGAUAAAGUUGUGAUUGUGAUAAAAAUGAGAAUACUGCCCAGACAAAAGAAUUAAGAUUAUGAACAGUAAUAAAAGACAAAGAAAGAAAGAGAGGUAAAUUCAUACAUAUGGAAGAUGUUUAGGCCUUAGAUCAGAAACAGCAGUGGCAAACUCAAAAUUAUAUCAAAUCAAUGUAAGCCUGCAGGCUUUUGUGUCAUUGACCAUAAAAUCUUCAGAGUCAUUAGGUUGUGUCACACUCCUCUUCAAACUUCUUUACUGCUUGACAUUUUGGUUCUUCUGCUGUUAUCUUCUUCAUGAUUCUAUUGGUGCCUCUGGGUUGCUGGGCACUGCAAAAGACAGUGUUGUGUUUGCUUUUAAAAGGCUUAUUUUGCUGUACUUUUUCAAAUAUGUGGAGUUACUGUAAAAAAUUUUCCAGCUGCAAUUGGUGGACCAUUAUAACUGGAUAAAUACUGGAAGCAGAUGCUGACAGAGAGGAAGAAAAAUACCAUUCUUGACCCAAACUGAGUGAUAAUAAACCUCUCAUCUGAGGAAUUCAGUGAAUAAGCUAUUGCAAUGGUGAGCAAAGGUCUUUAUUUCACGACUACACCAAAGAGAAGACCCACAGAAGAAAUCAUAAGUACUACUGAAGAAUUUUUAUUCUCUCACUUGAAGUUUCAGGAUGAGGAAAUAAAAUAGUAUGUCUCAAUAAUUUUAAGUCAAGUGAAACCAUUCUAGAACAACACAUUCACAUGGAAAAGGAAAGCUCCUAAUGAACUAAAGAAACAUGAAUCCAUUGUUGUCAUGAGAGCAGAUAACGGAAAUGUGACUCCUGUUUUGUAUACAGCUGAAUACCACAAGAAGGUAGAACAACUAUUGGUAGAGCAAGUGUGCUGUAACCUCAAAUGUGAUCCAACAAACAAGAUGGUUAGGAAGCUGAAAAAUCUGUUAUCAGAUGCCAUAAUGGGCAGCUCUACUAACAACAAUCUGAUGUGAAAUUCAUUUGUGUUACCUAGAAUAUAUGGUCUAUAGAAGGUUCAUAAGAGAAGAAAGGAAGAUUAUAGUUUAAUAUCCCAUCAACAGCUCAGUCAUUACAGAUGGAGCUUCACAAAGAAGGUUGUCCAUUGAGACCAAUAGUGAAUAGUAUUAAUUCUACAAUGUAAUUUUUAGCUACACAUUUAUCAGGAAAACUAAAGUACCUUGUGAGAAAAAUGAAUUAUUUUGUGAAGGAUUCAACAUUUACUUAAAAUAUUAUGCACAGUUAAAGUACUGCUACUGACAUACUUGUGAACUUUGAUGUCAAAUCCUUAUUUACAGACAUCCCAGUAGCAGGUACUAUGGAGAUUAUUGGGAACAAAAUUGCUCUGGAUAUGUGUGACCAGGUCAAAUUAUGUUGCAGUUAUCUUAAAUAUAAAAAGGAAUUUUAUGAACAACGUGAUGGUUUUGCUUUGGGCUUAACUACACUCCUGGAAAUUGAAAUAAGAACACCGUGAAUUCAUUGUCCCAGGAAGGGGAAACUUUAUUGACACAUUCCUCGGGUCAGAUACAUCACAUGAUCACACUGACAGAACCACAGGCACAUAGACACAGGCAACAGAGCAAACACAAUGUCGGCACUAGUACAGUGUAUAUCGACCUUUUGCAGCAAUGCAGGCUGCUAUUCUCCCAUGGAGACGAUCGUAGAAAUGCUGGAUGUAGUCCUGUGGAACGGCUUGCCAUGCCAUUUCCACCUGGCACCUCAGUUGGACCAGCGUUCGUGCUGGACGUGCAGACCGCGUGAGACGACGCUUCAUCCAGUCCCAAACAUGCUCAAUGGAGGACAUAUCCGGAGAUCUUGCUGGCCAGGGUAGUUGACUUACACAUUCUAGAGCCCGUUGGGUGGCACGGGAUACAUACGGAUGUGCAUUGUCCUGUUGGAACAGCAAGUUCCCUUGCCGGUCUAGGAAUGGUAGAACGAUGGGUUCGAUGACGGUUUGGAUGUACCGUGCACUAUUCAGUGUCCCCUCGACGAUCAUCAGAAGUGUACGGCCAGUGUAGGAGAUCGCUCCCCACACCAUGAUGCCGGGUGUUGGCCCUGUGUGCCUCGGUCGUAUGCAGUCCUGAUUGUGGCGCUCACCUGCACGGCGCCAAACACGCAUACAACCAUCAUUGGCACCAAGGCAGAAGCGACUCUCAUCGCUGAAGACGACACGUCUCUAUUCGUCCCUCCAUUCACGCCUGUCGCAACACCACUGGAGGCGGGCUGCACGAUGUUGGGGCGUGAGCGGAAGACGGCCUAACGGUGUGCAGGACCGUAGCCUAGCUUCAUGGAAACGGUUGCGAAUGGUCCUUGCCGAUACCCCAGGAGCAACAGUGUCCCUAAUUUGCUGGGAAGUGGCGGUGCGGUCCCCUACGGCACUGCGUAGGAUCCUACGGUCUUGGCGUGCAUCCGUGUGUCGCUGUGGUCUGGUCCCAGGUCGAGGGGCACGUGCACCUUCCGCCGACCACUGGCGACAACAUCGAUGUACUGUGGAGACCUCACGUCCCACGUGUUGAGCAAUUCGGCGGUAUGUCCACCCGGUCUCCCGCAUGCCCACUAUACGCCCUUGCUCAAAAUCCGUCAACGGCACCUACGGUUCACGUUCACGCUGUCGCGGCAUGCUACCAGUGUUAAAGACUGCGAUGGAGCUCCGUAUGCCACGGCAAACUGGCUGACACUGACGGCGGCGGUGCACAAAUGAUGCGCAGCUAGUGCCAUUCGACGGCCAUCUCCGCGGUUCCUGGUGUGUCCGCUGUGCCGUGCGUGUGAUCAUUGCUUGUACAGCCCUCUCGCAGUGUCCAGAGCAAGUAUGGGGGGUCUGACACACUGGUGUCAAUGUGUUCUUUUUUCCAUUUCCAGGAGUGUAGUUACCUGUAGCAGCUGGCAUUUUUAUGGAGUAUUUUGAACAAAACAUAUUAAUUAAGUAAUGGAGAACUAAAACUGUCUUGUUGACUCUGCUAUGAUGAAGCCAUGGUUGUACGGCCACUCUACAGGAAAGAGCUACAUAAAUUCAAUUAUUUUCUGAAUAAUAUCCUUCCAAAAAUCAGCUUCACCAUAGAUAUGGAGAGUGAGGUAGUCCUUCCGUUUUUAGAUGUGUUUAUCUACGGAAGACAUGAUAAUACUCUAGGCAAUAAGUUUAUAGAAAACCUACCAACAUAAACAGGAAUGUAGAUGCUGCUUCACACUACCACCCAACCCAGAAACAAGCUGCUCUGAACACUCAGCCCUUAUGUGUAUUCAGAAUCAGUGACAGUAAGAGCUUGCAAUCACACCUAAAUUCCCUUAGAGGAACAUUAAUGACUGAUGGCUAUGAUGACCUUUACAUAAAUAGGGCUUUCAAGUGAAGUGAUAAUAAUUCUAACAAUAAUAAUAAGAAUAUUAACAAUGAAAACAAGAAGAAUGAGGAACAUCAUGAACAUUCAAAAGGUUACUGUUCUGCCUAGAGUAACUGACCAUAAAGGCAGAAUCCUCUUGGACACUGAGUUAAGGACUAUGUUUUUCUAGUCAACACAAGGCAAAACACUCCUUCUAAUCUAUAAUGCUUGUGCCUGGCUGCUUCGACACUGUGGGAGUAUAUGAAGUGAUGUGUGAUUGUGGUAAAGUAUAUAUCAAACUAGAAGCAUAGUAAAAGAUGGAGUUAAAGAGCAUAAACCCCACACAUGUUUAAGACAAAAGAAAAAAUCAGUCAUAGUGGCACACCAAAAAUAAUGCGACCAGAUUAUGGAUUUUAAGAACAUAUGUGUGCUACCUAGAGAAAGUAAUAUUUAUAGGAGGAAUGUCAGUGAAACAGUCAAAAUAUCGAAGAAUUCUUCAUGGUUGCUUGCUAUAAUGGAAGUAAACAUCAAGCCACAGUGAGCAAUGAACAUAAACAGCUACCAGGAAACAGCUGAGGCAACACAAAAACAAUAAUAUUUUGGAUUUCCCCAUUCUGUUGCCACCUGCUUUCAGUAUUUACCCAAUGGUGACAGUCCGACAAUAGUAGCUAGAAGAUUUUUACCCAGUAACUUCACUUCUUCAAAUAAUGCUUAAAAAUAGCCUUUUUAUAAGUGAAUGUGACACUAUAUUUCAAUAGCGACUGCCAUCCAGGAACACUAGUGUAAUCCUGAAGAAGAUUACAGCAGAGGAGUAGAAAUGGUGAGCAGUGAAGUAGUCUGAAAAAUAUGACACAUCCUAAUGAUUCGGAAGACUUUAUCAUAAAUUAUAGGGAAAUUUCAGAAAAAAGAGUUGGUGAGUGCAUCACAUCAAUUUAAAAAGAAGCCAUACUAAAAAUUUGCGUUUACACUGCAAGUUUAUCUAGAUUACAAUAGGUUUUAUAUUGCCUUCAGAGUGGUCUGCAGUUAUUUUACUUCAAUUUUGAAUAAUAUUAAUCACAUUGAAUAAUUGUGAAUCAUCAGCCCUAAAAAAAACAGUGAUCAUUAUGUUAUGACUCCUUAAAUUUAAAUUCCAUUACUUGACUGCAAGCUGAACUGAUCCUACCUAAUCAAUACCAGUAAGAGAAACGAACAGUUCCUAUCUUUAAUCAGUGUUACAAAAAGGAUCAUGUACUUAUGCCUUUCACAUUAGACAGUGCAUGUAUUGAACAUUAUUAAAUUCAUCUGUGUUUACACUUUCAUGAAACUGAAGUUAACAUACUAUUACCAGUACAAGUUACUAGAUGUUGUUACAUUGUUACAUUAGUUUAGUCUAGACUGAAAAUAGAUAUGACUUUGCUUUCAGUUAUAAAAGUAAUUUCAGUAUGUUAGUCAUAUUUCUUAUACAGCAAUGUAUCACCUAAAGUGCACCAAACAUAAAAUACCAUAGUUCCACUUUCAGUGCAAACACUAUGAAUAUGUUCCUUAAAUUCAAGACACCAUAAUAACUAAGACUAAUUGAGAAGAUAACUAGUAUACUGUCAAGUAGUGCUGUGAAACUACAAAAUAUGGAAUUAUUAACUUUCCUAAGUAAAACAUUUUCUGAAAAUCACUUGAGAAAGAAUUAGUUAGGUACUCAGUUAUGACCACAGACACUCUUCAGUGUUGUUUGUUGUGCAGUUUCUCCCUUGCCAAUGUGGGAAUUGCCUUAUACAAUCAAGGGAACUCUAAUUAAUGGGCAGUUGUAUAGUUCUGCAACAAAAACAGAGUAGUUUGAUUUUAAUUCAAAAUAAAAAUGUCUAUUUAUUUAUAUUUGGUACAUCGUUUGGAGAGGGAGAGAGAGAAGAGGAGGAGGGAAAUGGAAAGGGAGAGGGAGAGAGAGAGAGAGAGAAAAAGAGAGAGAGAGAGAGAGAGAGAGAGAGAGAGAGAGAGAGAGAGAGAGAGAGAGAGAGAGAGAGAAGAAAGACAGAGAGACAAGUAAUGUGUAGUUCCUGUGUGUUUGUACCUUCAUUAUUUAUAUCAAAGUAUACUGAUAUUUUUAAACAGUAUUAGAAUAAAUGUUUUGUUUGGAAUUAUGGCAAUGACUAGUUGUACUGACAUGUCUAGUGCUAUUGCAGAGAAAUGUUUCUAGUUUAAGGCCUUUCAAUAAAGAUAUGUUCAUUGUA